Myzus persicae (green peach aphid) is the source of this 1701-nucleotide messenger RNA. RefSeq lists its product as uncharacterized. The transcript is spliced from 3 exons. The record is from RefSeq and is a predicted model, not a curated record. Gene Ontology annotation, molecular function: protein binding. NCBI's taxonomy places the organism in Eukaryota, Metazoa, Arthropoda, Insecta, Hemiptera, Aphididae. Bases 537 to 1604 code for a protein of 355 amino acids.
GGUUAUCACUUAUUAUCAUUCUUCAUACAUAACUCAUAGCCUCAUAGCUGUAAACAUCCGUCGAAAACCAACAAUAUUAUUUAUAAUUCACAAUCGUCACCACUUGUUUAAAUUCAUUGCUAGUUACUACAUGUUAAGUCAUUUUAUAUGCAUCAACGAUGAAGCAGAAUUUUGUGAACGUACUUUGUUAUCUCGACGAGUCUCUCAAAUACUACUUGGUACCAUCGUAAUUGUCUCCCAAUAUUUAUGAAAGAUUACAUUCAAAAUCAGUCAGCAAAAUAUCGGUAAAAAAAAAAUUAUAAACAAAAAGAUUAUACAUCUAUUGCUGUGGUACUUAAUAUAUCAGACAACAUGGUAAAAUGUGCAGUUCUUAGGGAUUGACAAUUGUGAAGUAAAUCUUUGUGAUUAAUAAUUCGGUUUAAUGGUUUAAUUUGUUAAUAACUUACACCAAGAUCUAUUUACAAUCAGAAUUCUGUAAUGAUUAAAAGAUGUUUAAACCUAACAAUUAUAAAUAAAACUGUUAUACAAAACAUAUCAUGUACACACUAGUUAAAUUAGCAUAUCUUUCAUGUGAUGAAAGUGAAAGACACUGGUAUAAUACUGUCCCUAAGAAUGUUAUCAAAAUCAAUAUUAAAAGUUGUUGUGAUGAACUUAUUCAAUAUACCAAGGGGAUUAGAAUAAAAAACAAAUCGAAUACUGUAUUAUGUGCCACUGCCUCGAAAUAUGGACAUUUGGACUGUUUGAAAUUUGCUCGGCUAAUGCAAUUUUCUUGGGACAGUAGGACAUGUUCUGCAGCGGCCAGAAAUGGAGAACUAGAUUGUUUAAUAUAUUCACAUGAAAGUGGCUGCCCUUGGAACAAACACACAUGUUCUAAUGCUGCUAAUAAUGGACAUUUAAAUUGUUUAAGAUACGCACACGAAAACAAUUGUCCGUGGAGCUUGAGUACAACAGACUGUGCUGCAAAAGGUGGACAUUUAGAAUGUUUAAAAUAUGCUCACAUUCAUGGAUGUCCAUGGGAUGAAAGAGCAUGUAUGCUGUCAGCGUCUAAUGGAAAUUUUGAAUGUUUAAAAUAUUGUUUCGAAAAUGGAUGUUUGUGGGACGAAGACACGUGUACAUGGUCAGCGUAUAACGGACAUUUAAACUGUUUGCAAUAUGCACACAAAAAUGGUUGCAUAUGGAACAGUAAUACCUGUGCUAAAGCUGCAGCAGGUGGACAACUUAAGUGUUUAAAAUAUGCUCAUGAAAAUGGUUGUUUAUGGGAUAUAAGUACAAGUUACAAAGCUGCAGAGAGAGGACAUUUGGGUUGUUUGAAGUAUGCUCAUAGUAAUGGAUGUCCGUGGAAUGAGCACAUAACAUAUAUUGCUGCGGCCAAAGGAAACCUAAGCUGCUUAAAAUAUGCACAUGAAAAAGGAUGCCCAUGGAAUGAAUCAACAUGUGCAGCAUCUGUCAAAAAUAAAAAUUUGGACUGUUUAAAAUACGCUCGUCAACACGGCUGUCCGUGGGAUAAAAAGACACGCACACUUGUUCUUAGUGAUAAACUCUUAAAAAAAAAAACAAAAAAAUUGCUAAUAGAUCUAGAAUUUGAGAUGUAUUUUAGACAUUAAGUAACUAGUUUUCCUGUUAUUGUACACUGUGGUUAAUACAAUUAUGGGUAUAAUUCUACAUUACACCUGUUUUUAUAAUUACUUUAAAGCCAUAGGG